This is a messenger RNA of Colletes gigas, 2597 nucleotides long. It is a transcript of the gene Tes, whose product is annotated as paxillin-B-like. The transcript has 5 exons. Gene Ontology annotation, molecular function: zinc ion binding. Lineage: Eukaryota; Metazoa; Arthropoda; Insecta; Hymenoptera; Colletidae. The record is from RefSeq and is a predicted model, not a curated record. Bases 1 to 2367 code for a protein of 788 amino acids.
AUGAGCGAUAUAGAAUCAAACGAUCGGCCGAAAUGGUUGUUAGAACUAGAAAAUCGAAAGAGAAAGCCUCGAUUGGCGCACGAAGCUGGAGCAGGUGCACCUUGUGUGAUUUGUAAAGCAACAUGCCCGGGUUUGGACUUGCAUUUUUGGAGAAAGACUUGUAAAAAUUGUAAAUGCAGUAAAGAUGAUCAUGAUGUAGACGAUGAAGAUUUUCCACAGUUUGAUUUGUUAUUUGGUUCCUCAAGAAAAUACAAGAAGAAACCCGUUUUAUUACAUAUACAUAAUGAAAGAGAACAUGCAGAAGAAGCAUUUGAAUGGAUACCACCAGAUACAACAAAAGAACUUGCUGCAGAUUAUAUGAAAGCCUUCCCAGUAGAAAAGUUGCCUAUUAAAGGGUCAGCUGGUGCAGCUCUGAGAAGACAAUUAUUACAGAAACAGUUUCCCCUUCAUGACAUAGAUUAUAAAGUUUGUGAUAAACUGAGUGAACAAGAAAUGAAGCAAUUUGAGAAGUAUUUGGAAAGCAUAAAAAAAUACGUGGGACAGGGAACAGUGACAAAGAUACUAAGUGCUCGCCCGUUCGAACGAUCGUUAAUGACACCCGCUAAUGCAACCGACAUGCAACGUUUUAGUCCACAAAAUAAACCUACUGUACCAUCAAAUAUGGUUCAAUUGCGCACGCCAAGUAGUUUUACUCCGAAAAGUUCGUACAAAAAAGAUUUCCAUGAUAAAUGGAACAAACACAACGCACCUAAUUUAGAAACACUAACUAACGUUAAUAACAUCAACGAUAUAGCAGUUCUUGAAAAAUAUAACAUAAAUAGUAACAGCAGUGAGACUGUAAAAUCAGAACCAAUUAAAUCUAGGUUUUACGACAAGGGUAUUUAUCCAAUUAAUUGCCCAAAAUCUGAUAACAAUCAUCAUGAUAUUGUAAACAAAGACAGUUCAAUGACUGAACGUUUAAAGUUUCCAAAUACUGAAGGAAUUGAAGAUAUAUUCAAGAAUUCAUCCUCUAAUCUUACGCACUUUAAUCCGAUCAACGAUGAUACCGCUAUUGCAGAAACUAUAUUAGCAGAUGCAUUUCUUCCUCCUAGCACAGUACACGCCAACGAUAUAAUUGGUAGUACAUUAGAUAAAAAGGGUCUGAUGUUCAUACGAGAAAAACUUACAAAUAAAUAUAGCAACCAAGAAAAUCAAGUACAGGCAUCACACAAUGCUCCCAGUUUUGCAAGAAAUUUAGAUUCAUAUGAUUUAUUAGCUAAAAAUAAUAACGCUGGUUUGCAAAUAAAAAAUAUUGAUAAAGGGACCGAGAGAGCAGCUGUCACUGUUGCCAUACAAAAUUCUCCUGGAGUGUUGACUCUAACAGGAGACAGAAUUCAAAAAGUAGAAAGAAACGCUGUCGAACCCAAAUCAAUAAAGGCAGAAAAAGAAGUAAUAAAGCCUAAUUCACAAAUAGUUCAAUCUGCUCCUCUUGACUCUACAGUAAUUAUUAAUAUAGAUGAUAAGGACAAAGUAAAAGAAAAUACAUUGCUGACUCCUACGAAAUUAAAAGAAGGUUCGUCUUCCUUACCAAUGCCAUUACCACAAACAUGUCAACAAUUUUCUAAUACCGCUAAUCAUGAAGCAAAAUUGAGUAAUCUCGUGGCACCUUCUACUGUUAUUUAUUCUCAACAAUUACAAAAUCAAAUAUUCCCUUACAAAACUAUCGGCGGAACAAAUCAACAAAUACAAAAUUUACCGAACAUAGAACAUCUAAAAGGUGCUGUCGAAGAACUAACAAUGGACGCUGCUAAGCCACAAAAAUGCCACGAAUGCAAAGGAGAGAUACACGUUGGCGAUGUCGCCGUAAUAACUGACAAAGCUAAAAAUUCAAUGUGGCAUCCCGGAUGUUUUGUUUGCAAUAUAUGCAACGAAUUAUUAGCAGAUCUAGUAUACUUCUAUUAUAAAAAUAAAUUAUAUUGCGGCAGAGAUUUAGCGACAUUUUUAGGAAUUCCUAGAUGUUUUGCCUGCGAUGAGCUUAUUUUUGUUCGAGAGUAUACUGUCGCAGAAGGUCAUAAUUACCAUGUGAAACACUUUUGUUGCUGGGACUGUGAUGUUCCUUUAGCUGGAAAACAAUAUAUCACAGAGAACGAUCGUCCAUUAUGUCUUCCAUGUUAUCAGAAAACGUAUGCGAAAACAUGUAACGCAUGCGAAAAGGUAAUUGCCGCUAACCAGGAAGGUGUUCCUGUGAAAGACUUGCAUUUUCACGCAACAGAAGUUUGUUUCUGUUGUUACAUUUGUAAGAAAAACUUAUUGAAUGGUAGAAUAGCAGUUAAAGAGAAAAAAAUAUUCUGCAGUAAAGAAUGCAUUUCGAAGUUCCUACAUACGUAAACUUAAUAUCAGAUUCAAUGUACUGCCCGCGUUUUGAUAAUAUUUUUUCAUUUUCUUUUGUUUUUAUAUUUUGCCAUAAAACAGUGCAUGUAGCUUCAUUUUUUUUUGUAUACAUUAUUAAUAUGAAAUGCAUAUAUCAUUAAAAAACAGAUUUUACACAGUUUUGUGUAAAGAAAUAUAUUUUUUAAUUAAUGCAUAAGCACUUUAUAACAAAUAUCAAUUGUAAUCUU